Molecule: messenger RNA, 900 nt
Organism: Microstroma glucosiphilum
Lineage: Eukaryota; Fungi; Basidiomycota; Exobasidiomycetes; Microstromatales; Microstromataceae
Exons: 2
Coding region: 99-821 (240 amino acids)
Source: RefSeq, a predicted model, not a curated record
AAGAGGCACACGCUACCAAGAACCCUUUAAUUGUCUCCCUCCUUCGUCGUAAAGGCUGCUGGCCCUUCCGUAGCCAGUGACCUCCUCUACAGUCAGAGAUGGCAACACGGUGGAAGCCGACCGUCAAGGCCAAGCAGGCUGCAGCGGAGUCUUCCAUCAUCGAUGACUGGGAGAAUGACGAGGGGGAGCAGAGCAACACUUCACCAUCUGCAGCGGCCGAUGACAUCGGUACUGCAAAGGAUUCAGGUCAGGAUGCAUGGCCCUCACUGGGAUCAGCGGCAGCACCUAACAGGGCCUAUCGGAGUAGUCCGUCGGUAACACUGCUGGCCGCUCGCAGCAAGUCUGCCUCUUCCACACCAUUGCAGUCUGCCUCUCCCGCAUUCGGCUCUCCUCAAGCCUACCCCUUCUCAAUAGCUCCCCGAGUCACUGGUCCCCCAACGAACCUGCCACCUUCAGCUCUAGCUCCCGAGCCUGCACCUCAGAUCCUCCGGCGCGACCCCAACAGCAGCGCCUCAUCCUCCCGUGCCGGCUCCUCGAGCGCAGAAGGCGAUGCUGCGAACAGGAGAAAGACACUACAAGAGCGGGAAAAGGAGUACGAAGAGGCACGCAGGAGGAUCUUUGGAGAUGCGCCGGUCAAGGAGAGUGCGAUGAAGGCUGGAGAGGGCAAGGGUCAAGCUGAGAGCAAUCCGGAUAAGCGGAGAGGAGGAAAGAAGGGCGGUAGUCGGAGCGGCUCUCGGUCAGCGUCAGGGGACGGGCUCCAAAAGUCGAGGUCGGGAACCUCGACUCCAGAGAUCAGAAUGGUAGAAGGAACAUCAAGAUAGAGCAUCGGCGCGACUUCUUUGACGUGAGGUUUCGUCUCAUUCAUACCACGCCAAUGGCACAACUAUACAUAUUCUUCAU